AUGAUACGGGAAGGAGACUUCCUUAAGGUGCUAGCUCAUCGUGCGGUAAGUCUAGCUAAAGUUUGCCUAUUUGCCGCGGCCCCUGGGGAAUUCCAAUGCGUGUGCUUUCUUCUCUUCGUCACCGUAGUACCGCCGGCCGUAGUGUCAGCGUUUACACGCGAUCGUCGAAAAGUGUGCAACUAUUACGAGUGGAAAUGUACCAGCGGACAGUGCAUCGAGUCACACCAGCAGUGCGAUGGGGUGAUCGACUGUAAGGACGGUUCUGACGAAACAUCCAAAAGCUGUGCGUUUAUUCGCUGUCCAAGCUACGCAUUUCGCUGCCAGUAUGGGGCGUGUGUCGAUGGGAAUGCACUCUGCAAUGGGGUACGCGAGUGUGCGGAUCACUCUGACGAGCAUGCACACUGUCCCGGGAAUAGUGGGAUGAUACUGGCCGCACACGGUAACUGCUCCAAUGCUGAGUUUGCCUGCCACUCGGGUGAAUGUAUACCAGCCGAUCAGGUGUGCGACGGGCAGGAGGAUUGUCCCGACGGUACGGACGAAACGCAGCAACUCUGCAGCCUGGUGUUCUGUCCCUCGUUUUCAUUCCGCUGCAGUUACGGUGCGUGUAUCGGUGGAUACUCCAAGUGUGACGGUGUGAUCGACUGUCGCGAUGGGUCGGAUGAGGAUGAGUUACUGUGCGGAAAGCCAUUCCCAUCUACAACGCCACGCGUUACGACUGUGAUGACUUCAACAACAACUACCACAUCAACCACAACGCCAGCCCCGGUAACUGGACCGCCAGGAUCAUGUCCGGUCCCGGCAGCACCACUAAACGGACGUAUCGUGCUGGACGAAAGUGCCCAGAACGUCCAGAUAAAGCAGGGCGAAUUUAUCGAAAACUAUAACUCCGUGUACGUUGUGUGUGGCGAUAAGUACACGCUCAAAGGGACGGCCACCAUUGUGUGUUUGGAUGGGGAAUGGCUGGAGGCGUUUCCGGUUUGCGAGAAAUACUGUUCCGAAAUCCCGAUCAACGGUAUCACGAUCGAACCGUUCUGUGAGUAUCAACGACGUCAGAUUACGUGCAAGCGGCCUCUUCCACCGACCACCCGGGUACGCAUUGGCUGCCGUGUCGGUUAUCAGAAACCACUCGAACCCGUCAACGAAACGCUCAACUGUGUCGACGGUUCCUGGGACAGUGCGGUGUUUCGCUGUGAGCCGGUGUGCGGCACACCAACACCCGACGCAGAAGCAUACGUUAUCGGUGGUCGUAAUGUGUCGAUUGCCGAGGUUCCGUGGCAUAUGGCGAUCUACAAAAACCUUAACGAGGACACACUGUCCGACCUGCGAUCGCCCGACUGGCAGUACGUGUGCGGUGGAUCCAUCCUUACCGAGCGGCUCGUCCUGACCGCUGCCCACUGCUUCUGGGCAACGGAAGGCUUCUUCCCGAAGCGUUACUUCCGGCUGGUGGCUGGCAAGUAUAGGCGAGAGAUUAGUGCGAUCGAAGCCCUACCGCCCCAGUUCUUCCAGAUACACGAGAUACUGCAUCAGCCCCAGUAUCAGGACUUUUCCGGCUACUACAAUCUGGACAUUGCGAUCGUCGUGCUGAGCGAUUUCAUCUCCUUCCGUACGUACAUUCGGCCGAUCUGUCUCGAGCGAAAUCUGCGCACCGAGAGCGAAAAGCGUAUCAAACCGAACAGUGUUGGGCGGGUGGCCGGAUGGGGAUUCACUACCUCGACCGGUAAUCUGAGCAGUGUGCUGAAAGUGAUCGACAUUACGACGGUGGACUAUGUGACCUGCCGGGAGGUGUCACCGGUCGCUUACCGUCCAUUCCUGACGGGUGAUAAGUUUUGUGCUGGCAAUCCGAAAACCGGAACCGGUGUUUGUCAGGGUGAUAGUGGGGGAGGAUUCGCGCUGGGGAAAGAGGUGGCGGGUGAUACCGUGUACUAUCUGUACGGGUUGGUGAGUUCUGCGCCACGUGCAUCGGAUGGUGGGUGCGAUAGUAAUAAGUACGUCGCGUUUACCGAGGUGCAAAACUACAUUCCUAUGAUACUGGACGCUGAGGGCCGGUAUCCCGUAAUAUAAGAA
Messenger RNA from Anopheles maculipalpis, 2064 nucleotides. RefSeq names its product modular serine protease-like. Bases 1 to 2061 code for a protein of 686 amino acids. The record is from RefSeq and is a predicted model, not a curated record. Gene Ontology annotation, biological process: proteolysis. The transcript has 4 exons. Gene Ontology annotation, molecular function: protein binding; serine-type endopeptidase activity. NCBI's taxonomy places the organism in Eukaryota, Metazoa, Arthropoda, Insecta, Diptera, Culicidae.